AUCAUCAUCAAAGCAAACUCUAUAUCCAUACCCAUACAUUACAUACACACACCACCAAAUUGUUCAGGCAACAGGGCAGCAGGUCCACUUUCUGAGCUACAUAUAUCUCCAGCUUCUUCUCGUACGGUUCUUAGAGGUAUGGCGGUUCCAGCUCGAGUCUUCACGCUCUUGGUGCUCGCAUCAGCUGCCGGUUGGGUGUCGGCCAUGGCAGCUAAUGCUCCGGCACCACCACCAACAGGGUGGCUGAAGGCGCAUGCCACCUUCUACGGAGGCGCAGAUGCCUCCGACACCAUGGGCGGCGCGUGCGGGUACGGCAACCUCUACUCCCAGGGCUAUGGCACGCGGACAGCGGCCUUGAGCACGGUGCUCUUUCAGGAUGGGGCCUCAUGCGGUCAGUGCUACAAGAUCGCGUGCGACCGCAAGAGAGCCGACCCCAGGUUCUGCAAGCCCGGCGUCACGGUGACCGUCACGGCCACCAACUUCUGCCCGCCCAACUUGGCGCUGCCCGAGGGCGGCUGGUGUAAUCAGCAGCGCCCGCACUUUGACAUGGCGCAGCCGGCAUUUGAGAAGAUCGGCGUCUACAACGGUGGUAUCAUCCCUGUCAUGUACAAGAGAGUUCCUUGCGUGAAGCGAGGUGGGGUACGCUUCACCAUCAAUGGGCAUGACUACUUCAAUCUUGUGCUUGUGACCAAUGUUGCGGCUGCCGGCUCCAUCAAAUCCAUGGAAGUCAAGACCUCGAAUUCGAGUAACUGGUCUCCAUUGGCACGCAACUGGGGUGCAAACUGGCACUCUCUUGCAUAUCUUACAGGGCAGAUGCUCUCGUUUAGGCUCACCAACACGGAUGGACAAACUAUUGAAUUCACAGAUGUGAUGCCACAAGAAUGGAAGUUUGGCCAAACAUUUGCAUCCAAGUUGCAGUUCAAGUGAUGAUGAGAGCUCCAUCAUGCAUCUAGGAUUAUUAUUUCUGGUGACUCAUUUAGUUACAGAAGUUUGAUUUAAAGAUGUAUAGCUGGUCAAAAUGCAUGAAUAAUGGACUUGCUUGUCUUGUACACUUGUACUCAUCAGCCACCGCUAUGUAUGGCUUUGUAUCUCUCAUUCUUUCUAUUGUACAGUCCUAUGUUUAAAUUUAUUUUUUAUGGUGUAUAUAAA
This is a messenger RNA of Sorghum bicolor (sorghum), 1149 nucleotides long. RefSeq names its product expansin-A23. The record is from RefSeq and is a predicted model, not a curated record. Bases 139 to 927 code for a protein of 262 amino acids. Gene Ontology annotation, cellular component: extracellular region. The transcript has 3 exons. Gene Ontology annotation, biological process: plant-type cell wall organization. NCBI's taxonomy places the organism in Eukaryota, Viridiplantae, Streptophyta, Magnoliopsida, Poales, Poaceae.